CGGGGCAGCAGCAGCAGCAGCGGGGCAGGAGACUGUAAUGUCACCCCGCACACAGCAGCGCACGGACCCGUCCGCCGGUCCGCUGUGUGUGCAGGGCUGACAAGUCUCCCGGGAGCAGCAGCCGCAACUUCGUGAGGGGAGCCGGGUCUAAGCUUUCGCUCCCCGGUCCCCGCUGACAGCCUGUGAAAGACACCUCCCCCCCGGACGGACACGCGCAUACAAAGCUCCUCAGCGGCAGGGGCCGCUGCAGGGAGCGGUUCUCGUCCGGGGUUCCGGAAUCUGGUCCGGUCCGGUUUUCAACGAAUCCCCACGGGACAGGCGACAACAGGCUCAGAAGCAGCUGUAGUAGUUACGUAGGCUUAUGAGUGUCACGUGACCUCUUGUUUACUCAGCUGAUAGGACGUCACCAAACUAUCCGGUUCACGGUGACCAUGAAAAAAAGAGGCAACCUACACAUGACACGUCAUCUGUCACAACUCUCCAAUCAAGAAGCGCUCAGCCUAGGAACUACAAUUCCCGGCAACCUCCACAUGGCUGACGUGAAACAGCCACUGACACGGAAGUGUAAAGGGAGAAGAAGACUCUGAAAAUGUUGAAAGCCGUCAUCUUAAUUGGGGGCCUCCAAAAAGGUACCAGAUUUCGCCCUUUAUCUUUUGAGGUUCCCAAGCCUCUUUUCCCGGUUGCUGGAGUUCCCAUGUUACAGCAUCACAUUGAAGCGUGCAGUAAGCUACCCAAUCUGAAGGAGAUCCUGGUGAUUGGCUUUUAUCAGCCUAACGAGGCUCUGAGCCGCUUUCUUCUCACUGCACAGCAGGAGUUUAAGGUGGCAAUCAGGUAUCUACAGGAGUAUUCAGCUCUGGGCACCGGAGGAGGCAUUUACCACUUCCGGGACCAGAUUCUCUCUGGGGGGCCACAGGCUUUCUUUGUGAUGAAUGCAGAUGUGUGUUGUGAGUUCCCCCUUCUCCAGAUGUUGGAUUUUCAGAAACAACAUGAAGAGACACACAGUUAUAUAAUGUUGGGGACCACGGCCAACAGGACCCAAUCUCUGAAUUACGGCUGUAUCGUGGCAAAUGCUGGGACUCAGGAGGUUUUGCAUUACGUGGAGAAGCCCAGUACAUUUGUCAGUGACAUCAUCAACUGCGGGAUCUACCUCUUCUCACCGUCAAUAUUCCAGCACAUCGCAGAUGUCUUCAAACGUAAUCAGCACGAUCUGCAACUUGAGGAGAACUCCAACUGGCAAAGGGCUGAGGUGAUUCGGCUUGAGCAGGAUGUAUUCACUGCCCUGGCUGGACAAGGCCAGCUGUACGUCUAUAAAAUGGAUGGGUUUUGGAGCCAGAUUAAGUCUGCAGGUUCAGCCAUAUAUGCCAGCCGUCUGUACCUGAACCAGUAUCGCACAACACACCCGGAGCGACUCACACUCAACAGGGAAGGUGGGCCGACUAUCUUGGGGAAUGUGUACAUUCAUCCAACAGCCAAAGUGGAUUCAUCUGCUGUGUUGGGCCCUAAUGUCUCUAUCGGAAUGGGAGUGACGAUUGGAGCUGGAGUACGUGUGCGAGAGUCCAUUAUUCUACAUGGUGCAGUGCUACAGGACCACAGCUGUGUUUUAAACACCAUUGUUGGCUGGGACAGCAGCAUUGGACGGUGGGCUCGAGUGGAAGGUACACCCAGCGACCCCAAUCCUAAUGACCCUUAUGCCAAGAUGGAUAGUGAAACCCUGUUCCGUGAAGGGAAACUUACUCCAUCUAUAACAAUUUUGGGAUGUAACGUCUCAAUCCCAGCAGAGGUUGUAAUACUAAACUCCAUCGUCCUCCCACACAAAGAGCUGAGUCGUAGCUUCAAAAAUCAGAUUAUUUUAUAGUUUGAGAAGAUUCAGUGUUGUGCUUGAGGCGGGAAAUCGGUCUGUGUUCCGGCCCUGAACAAACUGUCCCAGCAAUGUGACCUCUGAAGCAACUGUACUGAAAAUUGGGAUGUGUGCUGCAUGACAUGGAGUAAGUCAAGAGCUUGGAGAGGUUUUUCUGCUUCCAGACAGAGGGCCCUUGGAACUUGGCACAAUCAUGACUCCUGAAAGCGACUGCAGCCGAGACAUUACAGAACACUAGAAGCUAUUCACUGUAUAUGUUUUAACCCCAGGGUGUUACUUCAGUUGUAAUUAAAUCAUGUAUACAAAACUUUCUUAAAGCUGGGGGCCAGGUCAUCCAGUUUAUGUUGAAGAGUUUAUUAAAAAUUAUGUUUGGAGAA
This is a messenger RNA of Pseudophryne corroboree (corroboree frog), 2235 nucleotides long. It is a transcript of the gene GMPPA, whose product is annotated as GDP-mannose pyrophosphorylase A. Gene Ontology annotation, molecular function: transferase activity. The record is from RefSeq and is a predicted model, not a curated record. Gene Ontology annotation, cellular component: cytoplasm. NCBI's taxonomy places the organism in Eukaryota, Metazoa, Chordata, Amphibia, Anura, Myobatrachidae. Bases 590 to 1855 code for a protein of 421 amino acids. The transcript is spliced from 13 exons. Gene Ontology annotation, biological process: biosynthetic process.